This is a messenger RNA of Acomys russatus (golden spiny mouse), 1903 nucleotides long. It is a transcript of the gene Rbm45, whose product is annotated as RNA binding motif protein 45. The transcript is spliced from 10 exons. Gene Ontology annotation, molecular function: RNA binding. NCBI's taxonomy places the organism in Eukaryota, Metazoa, Chordata, Mammalia, Rodentia, Muridae. Gene Ontology annotation, cellular component: ribonucleoprotein complex. The record is from RefSeq and is a predicted model, not a curated record. The coding region runs from base 27 to 1457 and encodes 476 amino acids.
GGCGCCUGGCUCCCGCGUGGGGCGCCAUGGACGACGUCGGCAGCUCCGCGGGCAGCGGGGCCUUCCGCCCGGGCGUGGACAGCCUGGACGAGCCGCCCAACAGCCGCAUCUUCCUAGUGAUCAGCAAGUACACGUCGGAAUCGGUGCUGAGAGAGCGCUUCUCGCCCUUUGGAGACAUCCAGGACAUCUGGGUGGUGCGCGACAAGCACACUAAGGAGUCCAAGGGCGUCGCCUUCGUCAAGUUCGCCCGCAGCUCACAGGCUUGCCGGGCUAUGGAGGAGAUGCACGGGCAGUGCCUUGCUCCCAACGACACCAAGCCCAUCAAGGUUUUCAUUGCCCAGUCCCGAUCAUCAGGAAGUCACAGAGACGUUGAAGAUGAAGAACUCACAAGAAUCUUUGUUAUGAUACCAAAGUCCUACACCGAAGAAGACCUGCGGGAGAAAUUUAAGGUGUAUGGAGAUAUUGAGUAUUGCAGCAUUAUUAAGAAUAAAGUCACUGGAGAAAGUAAAGGUUUGGGCUACGUUCGCUAUUUAAAACCAUCACAAGCUGCCCAAGCAAUAGAAAACUGUGAUAGAAGUUUCAGGGCGCUCUUGGCUGAGCCUAAAAAUAAGGUGUCGGAGUCCCCAGAACAGGGUUACUACAGCAGCGUGAGGCAGGAGGCUCCGGGGAGUGAGCCUAGAGCAAGCCUGUUCCCCUCAGUUGGAGAACAGCAGUCUGAAUUUUCAAGUUUUGACAAGAAUGAUAGCAGAGACCAGAACGCAAUCUCCAAACGCCUGUCAGUCGUGUCGCGAGUCCCCUUCACGGAGGAGCAGCUCUUCAGCGUUUUUGACAUAGUUCCAGGACUGGAGUAUUGUGAGAUUCAGCGUGAUCCUUAUUCAAAUUAUGGCCACGCUGUGGUUCAGUACUCUAACGCAGCAUCAGCUGUCUAUGCAAAAUACAAAUUGCAUGGGUUCCAGUACCCUCCUGGGAAUCGCAUAGGAGUUUCCUUCCUGGAUGAUGGAAGUAAUGUGGCAGAUCUCAUCAGAAAAAUGGCCACACAGAUGGUGGCAUCACAGCUGGCGUCAAUGGUGUGGAGUAACCCCAGCCAGCAGCAGCUUCUGCAAUUUGGAGGAAGUUCUGCGUCACAGUUGCCUCAAAUCCAGACAGAUGUUGUACUUCCAUCGUGCAAAAAGAAAGCCCCUCCUGAAACUGCUGUGAAAGAAAGACUGUUUAUCGUCUUUAACCCUCAUCCUUUGCCGUUAGACGUGUUGGAGGACAUAUUCUGUCGUUUUGGGAACCUGAUUGAAGUCUACCUUGUGUCUGGAAAAAAUGUGGGAUAUGUCAAGUAUGCAGACAGAAUGAGUGCCAGCGAUGCGAUCACCACCCUGCACGGGAAGAUUCUGAAUGGGGUCAGACUUAAAGUCAUGCUGGCAGACUCCCCACGAGAAGAGUCUAAAAAGCGGCAGAGAACUUACUGAGUCUUAGAACAAAGACUAAGUAAUGACAUAGUCCUCAGCUGACUGACUGAAAAUGUGACUGGACGAACUCCCUGUGGACAGUUGACAGCUUUUUUUUUUUCCCCCACAUAUCUCAUAGUCUACACACCAUUGCUUGUUUGGGAUUGCUGACAUGCAUUUUUGUGUGACCUUAAUGAUAAAACUAAUAUAGUAGUUGUUUCCUAGAACAGAAUGUUGUGUAUAGCAGAAAUAAAGCUUCCUUAGAGGAAUAUGUUGUCGUAUGUAGCAGAAAUAAAGUUCGCUUUGCAUAACUAAAUCAUGACUUAUUUAUAUGAAAGACAAGAAUAAAAAAGUAGUAAUAGUUGGUGUUUAGAAUUUAAGUAAGUGGCAUGUUCCAUUGAUUUCGAGAUGCAUAUUUUUUCAAGUUUUAAUAUCUAUGAAAGUAGAAAUAUGCCAGUUGUAGCUGG